GUUUCCCCUCGGCAAUCAGGGGUGUGGAAUUCAGCCUUUCUAAAGGACCAGAUAAGAGAGUGGGGUGGGAAGGGGUGGGCUGUCCUGGGCUGCAGGGAACAGCCCUACCAUGGGGAAGAGCACUAUCCUGGGGCUCACCACAACACCGCAACACCACAACGCUACUACAGAGACCCCCGUGGGGAGCAAUGCCGCCGCAGAGAACAAUGGCCCCCCGGGCAACAGCUCCACUCUAGGGAACAGUACUACCGUGGAGAACACUGGCCCCCUGGGCCGCAACACCUUGGGCCACAGCACCGCCUCCGGGACCCAGCGUAUCUUGAGGAACAGCGCAAUCACAGGGAGCAAUGCCGCUACAGAGACCCAAACCUCGCAGAUCAACAGUAUCUUGGGGAACAGUAUCGUCGCAGGGAUCCAUACUAUCCUGGGGAACAAAACCCAGGGGAGCAACAGUAUCGUGGGGAGUACUACCGCUGCAGGGACCGAUGUCCUGGGGAGCAAAACCUCAGAGAUCUACGUUUCCUUGGGGAGCCGUCUCACCAUCGGGACUCAGGCCUCGCCGAGCAACAGUAUCUUGGGGAGUAUCACCACCGACAGCCAAACCCUGGGAAACAGCGCUAUCUGGGGGAACAGUUCCACCACCGAGAACCAAGCCAUGGAGAACAACGUUACCUCGCGGAGCAUUUCCAGCCCCGGCAAGCAAGCCCCACAGAACCUCGAUACCUUGGGGAACAACGCCAUCACCCCGGAGGACGUUUCAAUGGGGAACGCCUUCUCGGAGAGCGGCUCCCUGGGGAACAGCGGUUCACUGGGGACCAAUCCCUGCUUGGGGACCAACGUCACCGCAGAGACCAAAACCCCGGAGGAUAUCAUCCCGGAGAACAAUACUACCGCGGGGAACAGUUCCGCCACAGGGAACAGCAGUGCCACCCUGGGGAACAGUCUUACCGCAGAGAACCACGACAUGUCGGGGAACAAAAUUUCCGAGAACGUCACCCUGGGGACCGUCUCCACAGAGAACAAUGUAUCCCUGGUGAUCAGCGAAGACACUUUGGGGAGCGGUACUACCACAGGGACUCAAGUCUGGAGGACCAGUGUUACCAUGGGGAACGCCAACAUAGAGAGCAAAGCUUUGGGGAACAAUACGGUCCCUUUGGAGGAGGACGCUUUGUGCUUGGAUGCUGGGAUAAACGAAACUGCGCUAUGUGGUGGUGAGCCUAGCUCUGGAGAAAGUACAGAAAACAUCAGCUUAAGGGAGUUUAUCUGCAACAAGACAGCCCAAGGGUCACUGCUGACCAGAGAAGAACUAGUGAUGGUGCUGGGCAGGGCCCAGUGUAAGGAUCCAGGGAUGGCACAGACUCUGACCCUAAUCUUUAGCUACUCCAACCUCACAGAACUCCUGGGCGCGUUUGGCCAGCUAAAUGACUCUGCCUGCCAUUUAGCUACUCUGAAGGCUUUGUGGACCAUUAUGCUCCAGCACCAACUGGAUUUUAAGGAUACCCUGUCCCUGCGCUGGUGGUUCCAGGUUCUCCUCUGGCCCUUUCUGGUAUCAUUGUCCAGAGAAGAUCUACGAUGCUUUUCACUUGGUGCCCUGGACUGUGACCAAUACCAGGCCAUGUAGGUUUACCAGGCACUGGACCCCUUUUCCAUCUUCCCAGAACCUAGAAGGGGAGGCCAAUCAGAAUCAACAACUUUAUUUCCCCUGAUAUGGAAGGUGUUUGGGCUUUAUUUUCUCAAAACAGAGAACCAGAUGCAGAGCCCUGGGUUGUGGCUGGCAGGUGGAGAGGAGAAAUGUCCUUAAGAAAGCCCUAAGUCUGUGGCUGUCACCCUUGGGAAUCCCUAGGUCUGGACAGGUUGAAAUAUAGCCGUCACCCUCAGGAAAUUCAGUCUCAGUAGAAGACAUUUCUCCCAUCCUUGGGAAAUAUUUAGUCUGAGGAGAGAUCUGCAUUCUUUUUCCCCUUCCCCACCAGGAAUCCUUCAGCCUAGCUCCCAUAAGUCUGAAGGGGAACCAUGGUCUCUGUCUUCAUGACUGAAGGAGAUAACAUCUCCCCUUCCUGAUGGACCACUCAAUCUGAGAGGGAGACAAAAUCCCCCCCCAUCAGGGAGCCUCCAGUUUAGGGGGACACUACCUCUGCCAUCAGGAAUCCCCCUUCCAGAGGGAGUGAUGUGGUCCCUGCUCUUGGUGAGCACCCAGGCUGAGGAGGAGACCUUGCUCCUCACCCUUAGGGAGCCUCUGUUAUGGACAGAGGGAGUCCCCUUUCUCCCCUUCAGAAAGGGGGAGACACAGCCCUUGCUUCCAAGGAGCCCCCAGUCUGAGGGAUGAGACACUGUCCUCAUAUCUGAAGGGGAGAUAAUGGCCUCCAUUCUCCAUUCUCUGAAGGAGACACAUGGCCCUUGGCCUCAGGGAGCCCCCUUCCUAAGAGGAAAGACCAAACCUCAGUCUCCGAUAAACUCACACAGUGAGGAACUGCAUCACCAGAAGAAGGAUUGGCAGAACUUGGAGGCCUCCAUUACUGGGCACAUAAACUGUUUUCCCAAUCAGGUUCCCACUCUAAAGCCUCAGGCAUCCUGUCUCAUCC
This is a messenger RNA of Phascolarctos cinereus (koala), 2579 nucleotides long. RefSeq lists its product as uncharacterized. Lineage: Eukaryota; Metazoa; Chordata; Mammalia; Diprotodontia; Phascolarctidae. The record is from RefSeq and is a predicted model, not a curated record.